Messenger RNA from Rodentolepis nana, 357 nucleotides. The record is from the annotation of a GenBank genome assembly. Lineage: Eukaryota; Metazoa; Platyhelminthes; Cestoda; Cyclophyllidea; Hymenolepididae.
GAUCUCACAACAGCAGAACUGAAUAAGAAGUUAGCUGAAAUCACAACUUUUUCAAACAAUCAGGCCGAGCAAAUUGCUCUCCUGGAAUCAUCUCAAACCCCCGUUGUCGCCGAAAAGAUGCCUCAGCUUGAAGAAGCUAAAUCGAAAAUAUCCGAGCUUGAAUCACAGGUACAAAACCUUCAGCAAUCAUCCGGCCACGAACAAGAGUCUGAACGUGUUAAGCAACUUGAACUGGAGGUAACAAAACUUCGCUGCAAUAUUGAACGACAGGAGCAUAUCAUAGCCACCUUGGAGAAAUCCGCUCAAUCUCAAAACGCAAAAACGGGAUUCCGAAGCUAUAGCAAAUGUUCAAUUUAA